Messenger RNA from Amyelois transitella, 1674 nucleotides. RefSeq names its product calphotin. The coding region runs from base 1 to 1551 and encodes 516 amino acids. The record is from RefSeq and is a predicted model, not a curated record. The transcript has 5 exons. NCBI's taxonomy places the organism in Eukaryota, Metazoa, Arthropoda, Insecta, Lepidoptera, Pyralidae.
AUGUAUAAACUGGUCAUCAUCGCCGCGGUUCUUGGGCUUGCAGCCGCCAAGCCACAAGUCUACAGCCCUGUGGUCAGUUCAGCAUUGGCUUACUCCGCACCAGUUUCCUAUGCUGCCCCAGCUGUCUCUUACUCCGCUCCUGCUGUCUCCUACGCUGCCCCAGCUGUGUCUUACACUGCCCCUGCGGUGUCUUACGCUGCCCCAUCGGUUUCUUACACUGCCCCUGUCUCUUAUAGUGCCCCAGUAGUAUCCUACUCUGCUCCUGCUGUGUCGUACUCCGCUCCAUCAGUUUAUGCUAAGCCCGUUGUCCACUCCGUAUACUCCUCCCCCCUGGCUUACUCUGGAUAUGCUGCAGCUCCAAUGAUCGUCUCCGCUGUUCUGGCACUAGCUGCCGCCAAGCCAGACAUCAUCGCUCCACUGAGCUACACCGCCAAUACUGUGGCUGUACACGAGCCUGUGCCCGUGGCCCAUGCUCUGCCAGUGGCAGCCCAGGCCGUGCCUGUAGCUCCGACAUGGCGAUAUGCUGCUGCACCGGCCAUAGCUACCCCGACCAUAGCUGCAUCCGCCAUUGCAACACCUGUCAUAGCCACUCCUACUGUUCGCGUGGCGGCUCCUGCACUUAAUAUCGGUGGUCCAGCCAUCACUGCCCCCCUCGCCUACCCUGCUCCACCCUUCUCUUCUCCCGUUUGGUCUGCAUACGCCGCUGCCGUCGCCCCUCUGCCAUACGGAUACAAUUACGGUGUCAAUUACCCUUCUUACUACUGGAAGAAACCGACAGUUUACUAUAUCACAAUGUUUAAAUUGUUAUUCGUCACUGCCAUCCUUGGGCUUGCUGCCGCCAAGCCCAGCGUGUUGGAAUAUUCAUCUGGAUAUGGAUCUUAUGCACCAGCAGUAGCUUAUUCCACGUCAGGAUCGUCUUACACCCCAUCGGUGUCUUAUGCGCCAUCUGCGUCUUACACACCAUCCGUGUCUUACGCCCCGUCCGUGUCUUACGCUACCCCGUCAGUAUCUUACGCUGCCCCGUCAGUGUCUUACACUGCCCCAGCAGUCUCUUACUCUGCUCCAGCUGUAGCGUACUCUACGCAAUCUGUAUCCUACCCUGCUCAAUCAGUUUCUUAUCCUGCUUCAUCAGUAUCUUACCCAGCUUCAACAGUAUCUUAUCCUGCCCCAUCUUACACGGCCCAAGCAGUCCGUUAUUCUGCUCCUGCUAUCCGGUAUGCCGCUCCCGCUGUUGCUGUCGCUGCCCCAGCAGUAGCUGCCCCUGUUGUAGCUGCCCCAGCCGUGGCUACCCCAGCUGUAGCUACCCCAGCCGUAGCUGCUCCAGCCGUGUCGUACCCAGCCGCAUCAGUGUCAUACGCUAAACCCGUCGUAGCCUACCCUGCUGCGGUUGCUCCUGUAGCCUACUCUAGCUACUCGGCCCCUUACGCCUAUUCUAGCUUCGGUUAUGGAGGCUACGGCGCCGGUUACUCUCCACUGGCGUACUCUACCUAUUCUGGAUAUGGACUCGGCUACGGAUACUCCGCUCCUUUCGGGUACUGGAAGAAACGUUAAAAUUCUAGCUUGAACUAGUAACGAGAUUGACUACUAUCUUCGUCUAUUCGAUGUUUUGAGACUUUUGUUAUAUUUUUGUUAAUUUUAUUUUGAGUUUUAUCUUUUGAAAAAGAACUUAACAAU